Molecule: messenger RNA, 1214 nt
Organism: Hyposmocoma kahamanoa
Lineage: Eukaryota; Metazoa; Arthropoda; Insecta; Lepidoptera; Cosmopterigidae
Gene: CPR1
Product: larval cuticle protein LCP-30-like
Exons: 4
Coding region: 83-703 (206 amino acids)
Cellular component (GO): chitin-based extracellular matrix
Molecular function (GO): structural constituent of chitin-based larval cuticle
Source: RefSeq, a predicted model, not a curated record
AUUUCCGUAUAGUGUUCAUAGUGAACCUAACCAGCUUAGUGAAGUAAAAUCCUGCGUAUUUUAAAAUUUUCAGUGAUUCAAGAUGAUUUCUUCUCCGUUGGUCCUAGCAAUCUGUGUGGUGGCGGUUGUAGGCGCGCCAUCAGACGACGGUAAAUGGCAUCCUCACCAUUAUGGAAAUAGCGGCAAAUACAUACCGACAGACGAAGGAAAGUAUAUUCAUGUACCAAACCCUUACAUUCAUAUUGACAACCCUUACGACGGAGGAUAUGGCCCUUACACACACGACUAUGAACCCUAUGUCGGCGAAGAAACAGUUGAUGUUUAUAAACAUGUCUUGACGCCACCGGCUCAGCUGAACCCCUUCUAUAAGGAAGGUUACUACAAGAACAAUGGAAUUAAAAUUAUUAGACAAGUACAUAACUACGACGAGGAUAAAUAUGAUUUUGACUUCGAAACCGAGAAUAAGAUCCGAGCUGAAGAGAAGGCUGUUGUAAAGAAUCUUAAUACAAUCGAUGAAGGCAUUGCAUCUAAAGGUUUUUACGAGUAUAUCGGCCCUGAUGGCUUUAUGUACAGAGUCGACUAUACUGCUGACGAAAAUGGAUUCCGACCAAAACUGAAGAGGAUAGAAACCCCAUAUUCAGGAAAAUGGGUUAUGAAGAAGGAAAGCAAAACAGUACCAGUAAUUAAGUAUAGAAAGGUAUAAAUUUAAUUUAAAAGGAAUUUGUUAUUUACGCAUUUUUUGACUGAUAAUGAGUAUGCAAUAGUGUAAUUGAAACAGUAUUUAUAUGAAAGACUUAUAACUGGAAUAGGUACAAUAUACUGCUCACGUGUAUGAACAUUUCAAAUAUAAUAAAAGCCAUUUAAUCCAAACUGAUUUCCGUGACCUACAAAAUAUUUUUGUCAUAAAAUAUUAGAGUGCACUUUUAUGUAAGCAUGCUCAUUCCUAUGUAUGGUCACCUGUACUUGACUGUACGAGUGUCUUAAAAAAAGAAUACUGAAAAUACAUUCAAAUGAAUGCUGAAAAUACAGUCAUAUUCGCUAGAGAUAUCCAUGCUGUUCUGUUGGGUGUACACUGAUAAGCUUAAUAUUCCUGAAUUAUCUACUUCUGGAAAAAUUGCUUUACACGCAUAUGCAGUGUUCUUGAUUAUUCUAGUUUUAAUUCGGCAAUAAAUUGUUAAUUUGGAAAAACCUCAGAGUAAAUAUUCUAGAAAUGA